GACGGGCUCGGAGCCGCGGGGACAGACGCGGGGCCGCGGGCGGCGCGGGCACCAUGACCCCGCGCUGAGGCGCAGGCGGCAGGGGGGCGGGGCGCGAGGGACGCCACCGCCGGGAAGUUCUCCGCCAUGAACCUGAGGGGCCUCUUCCAGGACUUCAACCCCAGUAAAUUCCUCAUCUAUGCCUGCCUGCUGCUGUUCUCUGUACUGCUGGCCCUUCGUCUGGACGGCGUCAUUCAGUGCAGUUACUGGGCUGUCUUUGCUCCGAUAUGGUUGUGGAAAUUAAUGGUCAUUGUUGGAGCCUCAGUUGGAACUGGAGUUUGGGCACGGAAUCCCCAAUAUCGAGCAGAAGGAGAAACAUGUGUGGAGUUUAAAGCCAUGCUCAUUGCCGUGGGCAUCCAUCUGCUCUUGUUGAUGUUUGAAGUUUUGGUGUGUGACAGGAUCGAGCGAGGAAGCCACUUCUGGCUUCUAGUCUUUAUGCCACUCUUCUUUGUAUCCCCUGUGUCUGUUGCUGCCUGUGUGUGGGGCUUUCGACAUGACAGGUCACUGGAGUUAGAAAUCCUGUGUUCCGUCAACAUUCUCCAGUUUAUAUUCAUUGCCUUAAGACUGGACAAGAUCAUCCACUGGCCCUGGCUUGUGGUGUGUGUCCCCCUGUGGAUUCUCAUGUCCUUCCUGUGCCUGGUCGUCCUGUACUACAUUGUAUGGUCCGUCCUGUUCCUGCGCUCCAUGGAUGUGAUCGCAGAGCAGAGGAGGACACACAUCACAAUGGCCCUGAGCUGGAUGACCAUCGUCGUGCCUCUCCUCACUUUCGAGAUUCUGCUGGUUCACAAACUGGAUGGCCACAAUGCUUUCUCAUGCAUCCCGAUAUUUGUCCCCCUUUGGCUGUCGCUGAUCACUCUCAUGGCCACCACAUUUGGGCAAAAAGGAGGAAACCACUGGUGGUUUGGUAUUCGCAAGGACUUCUGCCAGUUUCUGCUUGAAAUCUUCCCAUUUUUGAGAGAAUACGGAAACAUCUCUUAUGACCUCCAUCAUGAAGAUAAUGAGGAAAUGGAAGAGACCCCGGUUCCAGAACCUCCUAAAAUCGCUCCCCUAUUUCGAAAGAAGACCAGGGUUGUCAUCACACAGAGCCCUGGGAAGUACGUCCUGCCACCCCCCAAAUUAAAUAUCGAAAUGCCAGAUUAGACAGCCAUGUGCUCAGGAUGCACUCUCUUCUCCCUGCCUCCUCAGCCUCUUUGUUCACCCCCAGAACUGGCGCUGGAACUGGGGCUCCAGGACCUCCAUCUCAUGCCUUGUUUGCAAAUGCCUGCCAGUGACUCGGUGCUGGGGAAUCCAUAGGGCCGUAGCAGUGGAUGUGAUGAGGUGAGAGAGACCGAAGAAGUGUCUCUCUGCAGACUGGGCCUCGGGGUGGUGGGGACAGGAUGCUUGCCCCUGUUGGGUAUGAAGCCAGAAGGGCUACUUGUAGGCGGCUGCUUUGCCAAGUGCUAAAGUGCUCACGGCAAGUAUUUGUUAGUGCGCAGUUUGGCUUCCCCUGUGGGGGAUGCUGUGGCAGGGGAGCUGGAAGGUCUGGCCCCACAUACACACCAUCAGCAUUGUGUGUGACUGGCAGCAAGUGACCAAUCGUCCACCUGGCCCUGUGCCUGCAACUCUCCAGGACUGGCUUUGCGCCUGUGCAGUAUUUAUAUAACUUUAAGCAUUGUUAUAUACCUUGUGCACUCCUCGUUCUGUACAGGCAAUUCUGCAAAGUAUUUUUUUACAAGCUUGGAUGGACCUGUACAUGUGAUGUACCAAUCGUCAAAGUCAGUGGCAUGCCUGCCCCAGCCACGGCAGUGCCAGUCUUUUCCCUUAGGAAUUUCUCCACCUAUACUGUGUCUGCAGCAGCCAGAAUGGCCACAGCAAGAAAAGCCAGGGCUCCUGGGAACCCCUGACAGCCCACCAGCACCCCAAGAUGCUGCCAAGACCUGAGAUAGAUGUGUGGAGGUUAAGGGCUGAUGCUUUCUGUUUCCUUCCCUCUUGUAACAGCUGUGCUCGUGCAUUAAGAGAUGCAGGAGGAACCCAGAGUCAGGGAAGGGACCCAAAUCCCCAGACAGAAUUUUCUGCCCAGAAGCACAGGAGGUGAUAGUACUGGCUCCCCCCGCCGGGACAGUACUCCCUGGUUCCCAGAAGAAGCUCUGCUGCCCCCCACCACCACAAGUAUGAUCACCUUCUGUUCUGUUGAGGGCGGGGACUUGGGGAAGGAUGUCCUCAUUUUCCCUGCCUGCUGUGUGACAAAUGUAGCUCCAUCACCUUUUUGGAUCCCUUUAGCUGUUCAAUAAACUGGCUCCUCGUUUUCCAUAA
Suncus etruscus (white-toothed pygmy shrew) is the source of this 2331-nucleotide messenger RNA. It is a transcript of the gene TMEM185A, whose product is annotated as transmembrane protein 185A. Gene Ontology annotation, cellular component: dendrite. The transcript is spliced from 7 exons. Lineage: Eukaryota; Metazoa; Chordata; Mammalia; Eulipotyphla; Soricidae. The record is from RefSeq and is a predicted model, not a curated record. Bases 127 to 1179 code for a protein of 350 amino acids.